Closterium sp. NIES-65 is the source of this 1443-nucleotide messenger RNA. NCBI's taxonomy places the organism in Eukaryota, Viridiplantae, Streptophyta, Zygnematophyceae, Desmidiales, Closteriaceae. The record is from the annotation of a GenBank genome assembly.
AUGGAGAAGCAGGGAAUUCUCGUCUACGGUGCCACAGGCACCACUGGUACGCUCAUAGCCCAAAAGAUCAAGGAGGUGGGCCUUCCAGCCACUCUCGCUGGGAGAAAUCUGCAGAAGCUACAGUCGAUUGGCAAGGCUGUUGAUCUGCCUGUAGCAGCAGUGGACUUGAACGAUACGCAGGGAUUGGUGGAGCUGGUGGGGAAGCACAAGGUGGUGCUGCACGUGGCUGGGCCCUUUACAAUCACGUCCAAGCCCAUGAUUGAGGCGUGCAUCAGCACUGGCACCCACUACCUCGAUGUCACUGGGGAGUUCAAGGUGAUGGAGCAUGCGCGCACAUAUGAUGCCACAGCCAAGGAAAAGGGCAUUAUGAUUCUCCCUGCUGUCGGCUUUGACGUUAUUCCGGGAGGGCGGGGACCCUCUGUCCACCCCACCCAACGCUCUGCCGUCCAACGGCACGCUGAUAUCGGGCGCCAAGCACAUUCUGACGCUGGGAGGGCUGGACUUAUUGCUGCUGUCUUUCUUUCUCCAUUACCCUUCCGUCAUUUGUGCCAGGGCGAGGACCCUCUGUCCAAACCACCCAACGCCCUGCCGUCCCACGGCAUGCUGAUAUCGGGCGCCAAGCACAUUCUGACACUGUCUAUUUUAACCCCAAUACUUGAAUCCCAACAACCUCCCAACCAACAGGGCGAGGACCCUCUGUCCAAACCACCCAACGCCCUGCCGUCCCACGGCACGCUGAUCUCGGGCGCCAAGCACAUUCUGACACUGUCUUUUUUAACCCCAAUACUUGAAUCCCAACAACCUCCCAACCAACAGGGCGAGGACCCUCUGUCCAAACCACCCAACGCCCUGCCGUCCCACGGCACGCUGAUCUCGGGCGCCAAGCACAUUCUGACACUUGGGCGCUCCUUCCUCAUUCGCAAGGAGCUGCCCCCUCGUUCCACCAUGUCCUUCCCAGCAGCUCGUCUUUGCACCACCUCCCUCUCCACACCUCCCUUUCAAUCCAGCAGCCUUGCUUCUGUGCCUCUCUUCCCCGUCACCCCCCUCCCAGUGGUCGCUCCUUACUCAUUCGCAAGGAGCUUCCGCCUCUCUCCACCAUGUCCUUCCCAGCAGCUGAGCUCUUCAGCACCUCCCUCUCCACAACCCUUCUCUUCCAUCCACACCUAUCCCCCCCUCCCCCCUUGCAGUGGUCGCUCCUUCCUCAUUCGCAAGGAGCUUCCGCCUCUCUCCACCAUGUCCUUCCCAGCAGCUGAGCUCUUCAGCACCUCCCUCUCCACCUCCAUUCCCAACAUCACUGUCUACGUGCCAGGUAAAUCUUCCUGGGUGACGUCACUGUUCAUCCGCAUCAUUCAGUUCGCCGCCCGGGUCUGGCCCUUCACCGUCCUCCUCGAGAAAGCCAUCCGAAUGCUGCCCACCCCAGACACCACCCCGGUAAGUAUUUGA